Blepharisma stoltei is the source of this 3074-nucleotide messenger RNA. NCBI's taxonomy places the organism in Eukaryota, Ciliophora, Heterotrichea, Heterotrichida, Blepharismidae. The record is from the annotation of a GenBank genome assembly.
AUGAGACGAAAUGCUAUACGCUCGAAAACUAUGAUGGCUGACCCAGAUUUUGCAGCCCAUGUUAGGGCUGGGAUGUCACGUCAAAACAAUAUUAAAGUUAUCUCAAGGUUUCGCCCCUUAAUUGACUUCGAAAUGACAGACGAAGAUCAAAGUCCCACCGACAAUCAUGCUUUGGUGAACUUUUUGUCUGAAAAUACAAUAGCAGCUGGGCCCGGAUUUGAAACUUUUACACUUGAUCAUGUUUUUGAUCCAGACUCAAAACAGUCUGAAGUAUAUGAAAUAGUAGGUAAACCAGUUAUUGAAGAUGUCUUAAACGGCUACAACGGGACAAUUUUUGCCUAUGGGCAAACAGGAAGUGGUAAAACACAUACAAUGAUGGGGAAAAAUAUUUUCGAAGAAGAAUAUAAAGGAAUUAUUCCAAGAGCUGCUCAACAGAUUUUUGAAGCUGUACAAUCAGAUUAUGGAGAAAUUGAGUACACGUUAAAGUGCUCGAUGCUUGAAAUUUAUAAAGAAACGCUUAGAGAUUUAUUAGUAGCAGAAUCUGUGAAAUUAAAAAUAAAAGAAUGCCCAAGAAGAGGAAUACAUGUCCAGGGGCUAACCGAAGUUUGUGUCACAAAUGAAAACGACAUGAUCGAAGUACUAACAAUCGGCCAACAAAUGAGAACUGUUGCGACUACAAAACUAAAUAAAGCAUCAUCAAGGUCUCAUUUAUUAUUUACUUUGGAAGUAAUUCAAAAACUGCCUAACGACAGCGAAAAAAAAGGGAAGCUAAAUCUGGUAGAUUUGGCUGGUAGUGAAAAAGUCAGCCAUUCAGGCGUGACUGGAAACAACCUUGAAGAAACCAAGAAAAUAAAUCUUUCUCUUUCAGCGCUUGGAAAUGUGAUUCAUGCUUUAAUUUCAUACUCUGAUCAUAUUCCAUAUCGUGAUUCUAAGCUUACUAGACUCCUUCAAGAAUCUCUUGGAGGAAAUUAUAAAACCACGCUAAUUGUAGCUUGCUCUCCUUCUGCUCGUGCUAUAGAAGAAACCUUAAAUACCUUAAAAUUUGCAGUCAGAGCUAAAAAAAUCAAAAAUAAAGCUACAAUUAAUAUAAAAAAUUCUCCUGAAAGCUACAUUAAAAUGAUUGAAAAAUUGAAGGCAGAGCUGGCUGAAGCGAGAAGAGAAAUAAACUUAUUGAGGUCUGAAAGGGAUUUUGCAGGGGAGUCUCGAAGUGUAGCUUCAUUAUCCCCUAUAUUAAAAGACCCGCCUUUGCCAGGUCUUCUCCAUUCUAAUACAAUAACUCUCGCUGAAUUAGCAUCCCCAAAAAAUUAUAUUGAUUCUUCAAGAGUUUCUACAUAUGAGGACUCUCAGCUUGAUUUAAAAAGAUCUCCGUUUAGCACUUUUGAGCCUGAUUAUUUGACCACAUCUUUUCAAUUAAAGCCAUUUGAUUCCUCAUUUCCAUCAUCUCCUGAUCCAGAAGCUAUUAUAAUAUAAUAAAAUAAAUAAUAAUUUUAUAUCAGAAUUAUUGCAAUGGAAAAAUAUUAUUUUAUAAAAUAAUGCAAUUAUUUAUAGUAUCACUCUGCCAGGUCAUUUUAAUGUAAAAUAAAUUUAAUAAUGAAGCUUUUGAAAAAAAAAUUCGAAAAUAUAAAAAGAAAACCAAAUUUUUAAAGCGAGAAAAUACAGAUCUGCGAGAAAAAGUCGCAGAAUUAGAAGCAAAAGUAACUUCGACUAAAACCAAACAACUACAAAAUGAGCAAAAAGCUCAUGAAUUUUACGAAAAAUACAAUAAAGUUGUCUUAGGGAAUAAUAAAGAAAACAAUACACUAAAGUUAAUACAAGAAGAAAAUGAAAAAUUGGUGCUUCAGGUGAGCAAAUUUACAAAAGCAUUAGACUCUCUUAAUAUAAAAUACAAAGAUGUCAAUGAAAAGUUAAUAAAUUCUCAUCAAAUCACUGAGGUUGAAUUUGACGAUUUAACGGAAGUUAGUAUUUUGCAAUUAACUACUCCAGUUAUGGGGGAGCAAGAACUAAGUGAGUUAGAAGCUUGUAGAACAGAAAAUUUAGAAGUCAUCACAAAUUCUUUAUCAAUAAAUCCUCGUGAUUUAUCAAGAAUUUCUGACCCUUAUACCGAUGAAAUAAAAAAAGCUGUCGAAAAUAAUGAUGAGCUCAACAGAGAUAUUUCGAUUUUCCAUUUAAAAAAUCAGCUUAUUCAUGCAAGCAUGAUAAAUUCUAACUUAGUUAGAGGAAUUCAUGCUUUAGACUGGAAAUUCAGACUUUUGGCUGAUAAAUAUAGCCUUAAAAAAAUGCUGGUAAGCCAUCAAAAAGAGCAAAUAGAUUCUUUAGAAAAAAUGAUUGAUUUUUUGCACGAUUCUCAUAUGCACAUGCUAAAGCUUUAUGAACAAGUUAAUCCUGAAAAACCAAAUUUAUCUAAAAAAGACCUAGUAUUAAUACCUAAAGCGCAAAUGCUUAAAUCAUUCACGCCAUCUGCAGUAGCUAAACGAAGAAGACUAUCAACAACCAAAUUAAUUGAUUCCUGUGAAUCCACAAGAGAAAACUCUAAGUCCAAAGAUGAUCUGGACUGCUAUAGUAUGGAUACUUUUAGUUUCCAAUUAAAAUAUAGCAACCUAGAAACUAGUCUUGAGCUUCAAAGGCUUUAUAAUAAUGAGCUAAAACGAACAAAUGAAUUUCUUAAAGAGCAAUCAGAAACUUAUCAAAAAAUGCUAAAUAAUUUCGAAAAAGAUGUGUUUAAAGCACAAAAAGAAGAGCGGGAAAGAUGACGAAAAUUCUUUAUAGAGCUUAAAGAAAAUUGUGAAAAAGAAUUAUUAAGAAAACAAUCAGAGGUAGUUAGGCUAAAUACAUUGUUAGGAAAAUGGGCAGACCAAUAUAUGGAGCUGCAAGAGUCAUUAUCUUUUUCUAGCAAGCCUUUUUCACAAUCUUCAUAUGAGGAGAUGAAAAAAUUAAUAAAAGAUACAAUUACAAAUUCUUACACCAGUCCCACUCCAAGCUUAAAAGAAGUUUUCCGAAAAUCACCUUUGAAACGAAGCUUUUCAUCAUACCCAGCACCAUAUGUCAAGCCACAUGGUGAUAUUAAUCCGAUAUAA